Molecule: messenger RNA, 1780 nt
Organism: Camelina sativa (false flax)
Lineage: Eukaryota; Viridiplantae; Streptophyta; Magnoliopsida; Brassicales; Brassicaceae
Source: RefSeq, a predicted model, not a curated record
GUAAAUCAAUUCAAACACAACAGAACGAAAGAAAGACCUUAUCUCUCCUUAUAUAUAUGGCGGACUCGACUCGGCCGUUUCUUUCCAACUCGUCGGAGUCAAAGCUUUCACCACCAAGAUCCCUCGAUGAGACGAUAGAGCAAUGCAUCGGAAACUUCGGAUGGGCACAGUUCCUCCAAGCCGCUUUAAUCUCAUUCGCUUGGUUCUUCGACGCUCAGCAAACGUUCAUCACUGUCUUCACUGACUCACAACCCACGUGGCACUGUACCGACUCGGUAUGCAACACUUCCUCCAACCUCUGCACCUUACCCAACCAAACCUGGUCGUGGGACUUCGACCCACACGUGUCAAUCAUAUCCGAGUGGGGCCUACAAUGCGCUGGCUCGUUCUUCAUGGGAUUGCCUGCAAGUUCUUUCUUCCUCGGCUGUCUGAUAGGCGGCUUAGCUCUUUCUACACUCGCCGACUCAUCGCUCGGUCGUAAGAACAUGCUCUUGUUGUCGUGUCUCAUAAUGUCUCUCUCUUCGAUGUUAACAGCUUUCUCAACGAGCAUUUGGGUUUAUGCGUUCUUGAGAUUCGUGAACGGGUUUGGCCGAGCCACGAUCGGGACUUGUGCCCUCGUUCUAUCGACGGAGUUAGUCGGUAAAAAAUGGCGAGGGCAAGUAGGUGCGAUGGGUUUCUUUUGCUUCACGUUAGGGUUUUUAACGCUUCCAAUGUUUGGUUACAUCAAUAAGGGGAAUUCUUGGAGGUAUCUCUACGUUUGGACAUCGAUACCGACUUUAAUCUAUUGCAGUUUAGUUCGAAUUUUCGUCCGGGAGUCUCCUAGAUGGCUUAUCGUAAAGGGACGUAAAGAAGAAGCCGUCUCGAUUCUCCAAAGCAUUGCUUCUAAUGCAAUCACUGUGAGUUCCACGAACUUAUCCGUCUCGAUUCUCCAAAGCAUUGCUUCUAAUGCAAUCACUGUGAGUUCCACGAACUUAUGUUUUGAUGUACAAGAGAAUCAAUCCGAGUUAAACCCUGAUAUUUACGACGCGUUAAAGAUCUUGGUGAGGAAAAGUUGGUUGCUUAAGAGAUUGUUAGUGGCUAUGGCUCUUGGAUUUGGUAUCGGUAUGGUUUAUUACGGAAUGCCACUAGCUUUAACGAAUCUAAACUUCAAUCUCUACUUGGGUGUUGUGUUCAACGCCUUGUCUGAAUUCCCAGCUUUUCUCAUAACGUUUUUCCUCAUUGAUAAAAUCAACAGAAGAGAUGCGUUGAUCGGAUUUACAGCUCUAAGUGGGAUCUCUAGCGCUCUAAUCGCGGCGUUAGGGCAAAAAUUAGGGUCAUUACAGAUGGUGCUAGAGCUCGUUUCGUUUUUCAGUGCAUGCACCGCGUUUAACAUGACGCUUAUAUACACAAUCGAGCUGUUUCCGACAUGUGUGAGGAACUCGGCGAUGGCGAUGGUGAGGCAAGCGUUGGUGUUUGGCGGCGUUUUUAGUCCAGUGAUGGUUGCGGCUGGUCGGGAAAAUCAGUUUUGGUCGUAUGGGUUGUUUGGUUUGGUCAUAGGAUUGUGUGGAUUGUUUGUGGUUGGAUUACCGGAGACUAGAGGAAGUGUUCUAUGUGACACUAUGGACGAGGAGGAGUAUAAGACUUUGGCAAGGGACAAUUUAUUGGUUGAUAGUGUUGUCCUUGUCUGAUUUGUUGUAAUAAAAGUGUGCAGGCUUAAACUGGCCGGUUCGGUCUUGAAUCCAAUCAUUCUGCUCCAUAAAUUUAUAAACCACGUGUUAACUCAUUACAAUCAUUCGGUCUU